Trachemys scripta elegans is the source of this 3126-nucleotide messenger RNA. RefSeq names its product arginine and glutamate rich 1 (gene ARGLU1). Gene Ontology annotation, cellular component: nucleoplasm; mitochondrion. Gene Ontology annotation, molecular function: cadherin binding. The record is from RefSeq and is a predicted model, not a curated record. NCBI's taxonomy places the organism in Eukaryota, Metazoa, Chordata, Testudines, Emydidae.
ACUUCCGGGCUUGACAUGGGGCGGGGGCGCUCAGAGCCCUCGGCCUCCGCGUGCGCGUCUAGGGGGCUCCGCGCCCCUGAUAACCCGGCCAGUGGGGAGGACAAACUGCGCCCAGCCGCCGCCUGCCACCCAAUGGCGCAAGGACAGGCUGUGCGCAUGCGCUCUACCUCUUCCCGAGCUCAGCCCGACUCAGCCCGAACCUCUCCGAGCGCCUUCGGGUAUCUCCGGCGGCCAGAAAGAGGAGGGAGCCGAGGGUGCGUGCGCGGUGCAUUGUGGGGCGGCAAGGAGCCGAGUCACCGCUGGGUUGGAGCCGCCAUCUUGUCUCCGACCGGAUUCGCUGCCGCCUCCGGGGCCUGCUCCUUCUCCUCAGUGAGCCAGGCGGGGGAGAGGCCCAGCCAGGCUGAUGCGCGCGUCCCCUCGCGCCUCUCUCAGGUGCCGCUAGCGUCCAGGCUUCGGGCGGGGCGGCCGCGGCCGGGGGGCUCCGCCAUGGGUCGGUCCCGCAGCCGGAGCUCGUCCCGCUCCAAGCACACCAAGAGCUCCAAGCACACCAAGAAGAACCGGAGCCGCUCGCGGUCCCGCUCCCGGGAGAAGGAGCGGGCGCGCAAGCGCUCCAAGUCCCGGGAGACCAAGCGGAACCGGCGCCGCGAGUCCCGCUCCCGGUCCCGCUCCAACACGGCCCCCUCGUCCCGCCGGGAGCGCGAGCGGGAGCGCGCCUCGUCCCCCCCGGACCGCAUCGACAUCUUCGGGCGCACGGUGAGCAAGCGCAGCAGCCUGGACGAGAAGCAGAAGCGGGAGGAGGAGGAGAAAAAAGCGGAGUUCGAGCGGCAGCGGAAAAUACGCCAACAAGAAAUUGAAGAGAAACUCAUAGAGGAAGAGACUGCCCGAAGAGUGGAAGAGCUUGUGGCUAAGCGUGUAGAGGAAGAGCUGGAGAAACGGAAGGAUGAGAUUGAGCGAGAGGUUCUCCGCAGGGUGGAGGAGGCUAAGCGCAUCAUGGAAAAACAGUUGCUCGAAGAACUCGAGCGACAGCGACAAGCUGAACUUGCGGCACAAAAAGCCAGAGAGGAGGAAGAGCGUGCAAAACGUGAGGAACUAGAGCGAAUAUUAGAAGAGAAUAAUCGAAAAAUUGCAGAAGCACAAGCUAAACUGGCUGAAGAACAAUUGAAAAUUGUUGAAGAACAAAGAAAGAUUCAUGAGGAGAGGAUGAAACUAGAACAAGAGAGGCAACGUCAGCAAAAGGAAGAGCAAAAAAUGAUCCUGGGCAAGGGAAAGUCUAGGCCAAAACUGUCCUUCUCACUAAAGAGCCAGGAUUAAAUUGGAACUCUGAACUCUUAAAAAGAAAAAUGAAACAGAAAAACUUUGUAUGGUAGCUUCAUGUUGAAGUGGUUUCUUUCACUAUAUUUUUUUUUUUUUUUUUUUUUUGGUCUUUUUUUGAAAGUCUGGAAAGUUAGCUUGUUCUAAUAGGGGCUGUGCUCUGCAAUUCUUAAUUUUUUUUUAACUUCCAUUAAGUUAAAUUCUUAUCAGAUCACUGUUGCCUUUUAGAGAGUAAUCUGUUCUCAUCCAUUUUAUUUCUGUAAUAGUGGUUUGAAGCAGAUCAGGUCACUUUAUAAAUUGUGUAUGAUCUGAUAAGGUUUUUACUGACCCACUGAUCUCAGAGUUAUACUCUGAUAUUAGACCGAAUUUCAUGCUGGUUUUGCUGACUUUUUUAAUAACAAAAAAAGUUAGUACAUGCAUCAGUAAAUUCCCAAGUACUACUGGACCUCUGUGGUUUAUUGUUAAAUCAGUGUCCUAUGAUACUGUCCCACUGUUGCACUUGAUGUUCCCGAUACAGGUAAGGAAACAGUUGGUCAAUUCUGCUAUGAAUAUAUAGAAAGAUUGAGAGUUCAGUAUUGUCUCUUAGAUUGUUUUUAUUACAUUGACAAAAUUCAACCAGCAUUCCCCAUUGUGUAAAUAAACCAAUUUGCUGAAUAAAGUAAAGUCUUAAAUUCAUAUGUUUAAGUAAAUUUUUUUAGUACACUUAUAUAACUACAGUAAGAGUGACAGUUCACUUUCCUAAAUUCAAACAUAUAGUGGUAUUUUUUAAGUUCACUUCAAAAAAAAUUGUUGCUUUUCCUACCUCUAAUGCAAGGAUUACACAGACAGUUAAAAAACCCACAGUUUUUAAUAUUUUUUUAAUGGCUGUUGCUAUUUUCAUUAAAUGUUGGUAUUAUUCUGACAGAGACUUAUUUUGGCUUGUUUAGCUUACUGAACCCAGAAAAGUACUUUAGUAUCUAAUCCCCUUGAGUUUGCCUCAUUAUAUAGAAUGUUAUAUAAUUUAGGGUCAUCACCAUAUAUAGUGGAUCUGAUAGAUUUAGGAAGGGGAAAACAAACCCUAUAUAUAUUUAUUUUUAAAUUGAAGGGCAAGCACACUUGCGAGGUAAUGGAAAGCAGAAAGUGAAGUUCUGUUUAAAUACAUUGUUUUAGGCACAAAGCAACUGUUGUUCAUGUGCAGCAUCCUGAAUGUUAUCCAUUUAUAUACAGGUUUUAUUCUGACAAAUGAAAACACAGAUUGAAAACUAUAUAUAAAAUCCCCUUUUGUAUGUAACUCUUCUGCUGAAACUUCAGCUACUGUAGUGUCCAGUUCUAAAAUUCCAUUUUUCCUAUUGCUAUUACAACAUCUAUAGUGAAUACUUUAAAAUGAAAGAUCGUAAUUGUUGACUAAACAUUUGAAGAUUUUCCGGACUAAGAGGGAAAGAAUUCCUGAUACUUCACCAGAUCUGUUUCUGUGGAUUUGAUAAAUAAAAUGUAGCAGGUUGAAUGUGUCACUGUAACAGUAUGCAGCAAUCUUUGUCUGGAACUUGGAGUCGGGCGCAGAUUGACACUUUUCGCUUUGCCCUGAGCAUCACGAUAAGCAUGAAGAUAUAAAAUACCUACAACAGUACUUGUACUUAAAUUUGUCUUUAUAAAUUGUUACAGAAAUAGUGUUGCUUAAUGAGUAAGCACACAAACUGAAGCCAAACAAUGUACAUGACCUGUAGCAAACAUCAGGCUUUAUUUAAAAACUCAACUGAUACCUGUAUUUCUAAAAUAUAAAACUUCCCCUUGUUCCCUAUAUGAGAAACAAGCUAUUAAAAAAUCAAUACUUAAACA